AUGCAGGAAAGCUUCCGGCAAGAGACGGGACCAAGUAGAAAACGGCGAGAGAUACAGUCUCCCGAUGUGUUCAUAAGCCAUGCUGGCCCGGACAAGCUACUCAUCGCACGUCCCCUUUCCGAGAAAUUGCAAGCUCAUGGUUUAAAUUGCUUCCUCGACAAAACCUCGAUGGAGCCCGGGGACUGCGGAGAGGAUGAAAUGACGAAGGCUAUAGAGUCUGCGAAGGUCGGUGUUUUCAUACUUUCUCCCGAGUUUGCGGCUCGAAAGUGGACGAUGAGGGAACUGCGUUGCUUCCUACGCCGACGGAGAGAGGCGAUAGGGAGUGAGAUGCGGCCACCGACACUGAUUCCGGUGUUUUACAGAUUAAGUAUUCGGGAAUGCAGAGAGUUGGAGCCCGAGUUAGAGCCCGAUCGGUACCGGGAUGAUGAAGGAAAUAAUAUUUUUGAAGUUGAGAAGUUUUUUAGCUUGGAACGACAGCGCGAAGCGAGCACGGAUACGGUGAAGAGAGAGCUACAAGAGCUGGCAGGUAUCACUGGGAUCGAAAAUCACGACAGGGCAACAAACCUGCCGGGAGAUGAAUUCGGCCCUCUUGCAAGGGCGCAUCUUGUGGAGCGAGUGUUUCUGUGGGUGAAAAAGAAAAGUGAGGAGCAAGAAGACGACCGCCUUCACGAUCGUAUUCUACGACCCAGCACGAGCAUCGAUACUCGCACGGCAGUCGAGCAAGAAGCGGACCACCUUCACGAUGGUGUUCAACAAGUAAGCGCGGCCGUCGAGUCGAUCAGGGGAGGAAGGGGUGAUGUGUUCAGGGCGUCAAUAAGAGCCGAACGUAAUCCUGCGUCGAUAUGUGUGAAGCUUGAUUCUCACGGGAGCGAUGGAUUCCCGAACACGUGUGAGUCGCUUCUAAAAGCGGCUGUACUACGGAGAGAUAGGAACGAGCAAGUGGGUGCGACAGCAGUGGGACAGGGCGGAGUCGGGAAGACAUGCGCUCUACGAGCGAUCGCGCACGACAUUGAGAUUAAGGCGGAGUUUUCGGGAGGAGUGUACUUCGUGUCGUUGGGGAAAGACGGAAACGUGGGACGGCUGAUUGAAGAACUGUGUGUGAUUGUGGAAGCGUCCGGUGGCAAGCAGACGGCUGCAGAAAUGCGAGAGCAGAGCGAGUUUGGAAGGGUGUUGGCAAAGGUACAAGCGUGGUUUUGCAGUCAUGUGUGUCUGUUCAUCAUUGAUGAUGUGUGGGUGGUAAAUGAUAUAGACACGAAUAUCCUUCAAAAGUUGUCUGUUCUAGCUGACACUGCGGGGGACAGCGGGGAAAGGAGGAGCAGACUACUGUACUCCACGAGGGAUAGGGAGCUGUAUCAGAUUGGGGAGCGGGUUGCUUUCGAACCGAGGGAGAGGGUAGGGAAAGAAGCAGUUGACAUGCUCGUGCACGCGAGUGCGGCGAAUCGAGAGGAAGUGGAUGAUACGAGAUGCAAAGAGGCCGUGGGUGAAAUACUGGAAAUGUGUGGCGGAUUGCCGCUUGCCCUGAACGUAGCGGGAACGAGUGUGAGGUACAUGAGGGAAAGAUGGGAGGGAGAAGUGUCAGAAGCAUGGGGGGAGUACCUUUCGAGGAUGAAGAGCCGUAACACGAUUCGCGGGGAGAGUCCAAAGGACGGAUAUUUGUCGUUGGAUGGGACAUUGCAUACGUCACUAGAUAUCCUGGGGUCCAAUGUGGGAAGCAGUGGGGAGACGGUUGGUGAGUUUUCGUUUCGAAAGAUGCACCGGAGUCUGUGCAUCAUGAAGAAGCAAGACCGGAUACCUUUGUGUUUGGUUGGAGAUUUGUGGGAGAUAGGCGACGAGUGGACGGAAAGGUGUGCAAAGGAGAUGGAAAGGGUUGGAUUAGUAGAGUUACAGUAUGAGAAGGGUUGUGGUGGGUUGCGGGUGCAUGAUCUGACGCACGAUUUUGCGGUGGAAGAAGCGAAGAAGAAGGAGGGUGUAGAAGAGUGGUGUAAGAAGAUGGUGGAUGUAUGCAAGGCAAGAGGAGGGUUGCUUGAAAUGAGUGAGGGCCGGGACGGAGAGGGUAAGAGCGCACGGGAGGAGUAUGUUUUCGAGAACAUAUAUCGUAUUCUGAAACAGGGUGGGUGUGUAGAGGAGCUGAAGAGACUAUUUUUGAGUGCGCGAUGGGUGAAGACAGUGCUACAGAGAGGUGGGGUUUGGCAAUACGAGGAAGCUGUGAAGGGAUUGAGUAGAGACUUGAAGCGGAAAAGAGAAGGCGGGAAGCCAGGAAUGGGACGGGUAGAUGAGGAUGCAGCGGAUGCAAUGGUUUUGAUGAUGCGGGCUGCGCGACUGAGUGUACCCUUUUGUGGUGAAAGUAGUGCCGGGAUUUACUUUCAACUAUUUGGGCGAGUGAAGCACAAGGCACACGAUUCAGGUUGUGUGCGUAAGAUCCUGGAAGAAAUUGAGAGAUUCGCACCGUACGUACGGACGGUACGGACGGGGUGCGGCCUGUGA
This is a messenger RNA of Chondrus crispus (carragheen), 2484 nucleotides long. RefSeq names its product NB-ARC and TPR repeat-containing protein. NCBI's taxonomy places the organism in Eukaryota, Rhodophyta, Florideophyceae, Gigartinales, Gigartinaceae. The coding region runs from base 1 to 2484 and encodes 827 amino acids. The record is from RefSeq and is a predicted model, not a curated record. Gene Ontology annotation, molecular function: ADP binding. The transcript has a single exon. Gene Ontology annotation, biological process: defense response to fungus; signal transduction.